UGAGUUUUCUAGGUUUGCUGGCAUAUUGAGUAUGUACCACUUUCACAGCAUCAACUUUUAGAAUUUGAAAUAGCUCAACUGGAAUUUCAUCACCUCCACUAGCUUUGUUAAAUAUUAACAAUUUUACAUGUUUCAUCAAGUUACUUUGUCAUUCUGUAAGAAUUUGUCACUGAGGCCAUCAGAGUCCAUUAUGAAGAAAUUGAGUACCAAGGGCUGUCUGAAGGCAUGGUGCAGUGAUGGCAUAAGGCCAGAUGAGCUGAGCCUGUGAGGCAGCUGACUUAACCUGGCAUUGUCUGUUCAGCGUGGCUCUGGGAGGACAUCAUGCAGCCAGGUUUUUUUGUCAGUUUUACCAAAAAGGACAUGUUAUAUUUAUAUAUUACUUUGGCUGUCUUUUUUAUCUGUGUAUAAAAAUAGCACAUAGAAAUUAGCAAAUUCACAAAACAUAAAACCAUAAAGAAAAAAAAUCAUUUGUAAUCCCAUUAUCCAAUGAAAAGUAGAAUUGAUUUUUAAUGUAUUUUCUUUCAGUCAUAUAUACAGAAAUACUCUUACUAAAUACAUCAUACAACUACAUUAUUUUAAAAGGGAAAUGUAUGGAUGAAUUUUUGUGAAGACACAGAUUUAUUGCUUUCCCUUAUUAAUAAUUGCUGUCCUCUAAAAAAAGUGGUUUGUUUUAAUCCAAAGUAAAACAUAUAACUCUUAACUGAUUAUUUUUAUUUAGUUUCUAGUAUGAAUAUUUUGAGGGCUUCCCAGGUGGCCAUGGUAAAGAAUCCGCCUGCCGAUGCGGGAGACGAAAAAGAUGCGGGUUCGAUCCUUGAAGUAGGAAAUGGCAACCUGCUCCAGUAUUCUUGCCUUGAGUAUUCCAUGGACAGAGGAGCCUGGUGGGCUUCAGUUCAUGGGGUCACAGAGUCAGGACACAACUGAGUGACUGAACACGUGUGCUCAAGUACACACAAAUAUUUUGAUUAUAGCUGCUCCUAGAGUGGUUUUAUUAAAACAGAAGCAAAAUUGAAAGCACUACUAUUUUACUGAUGGUAUUGUAACAGCUUGUUGGUUUCAUUGCAUUUUUAUAGCAUUUUAAAUUCUUUAAAGCUAUCAGUUAAUGUAACAGCUGUUUAUAUCAGCAUAACUACCUAAUUUUAUAUAUGAGAAACCUGAGAUGGAAUAAGAGAAUAAGUUACAUGCCCAAAUUACAAGUAGUUAGAAAAACGUGGACUCUUAGCUUUGGCAAAUGGUUUUGCCAUUUAUUGAAAUGUAAGUCUCAGAAAUUAUUCUUUUUUAAGUCAAUAUUUAUUAAGCACUCAAAAUAGGGAGAUCAGAAAUAAAGUCUACGUCAAAUGUAGAGAGUAGUGGGUAAUCUGGUUUGGCUGGACAGCAAGGUAUUUGGGGGAUUUAGACUAGUGAGAUCAGACUGGAAAGUCAUUCGGAACCAUAGACUCUUCUUGCAUAAUGGAGUUCAUAAUAACCCUAAUAAAGCAUGUGCUGAUGGAUAUUUAACAAGCAGAAAUGAACAGAUUAGAAAAAUGAACAAGAAGUACAGAAAAUAUGUAAUGAUAGCCCCAAAUAUUAAAAACUAAAAGGGGAAAUGAAUUUGAGAGCCAUUAUAGAAAUAGAUUCCCAAGAUAUGGUGAGUAAGAAUGGUAUAUUAAGGGAGAGAGUGGUCAAGAUGAUUCCCGAGUUCAUACCUGAGUGCUUGGGGAAAUCUCAGGGGAAAAAAGAGGUUUAUUUGGUAGGAAAAAUGUAUUUAAUUGUUGGAUGUGCUAUGGUUGAAGUCUCUAUAAGACAUCCAAGUAGAAGAUGUGUGACCAGUAGGCAAAUUGUGGAUGGAAAAGAGAACUCAGGAGUGAAAUCAGAUCUGGAGACAUAGGCAGAGAAGUUACCUGUCUAAUGGGAAUAAUUUUUUAAUGCCAUAUCAUCAUUCCUUCUUGCCUACGUAUGUACAGUCUCAGUGUAUUUGAGGAAUGCAGGGCAGCAGUGUAGCCAAAUGACUGUUGUUACCACCCUUAGAACUAGGCAGUCACAGUGAGAGAGGGCACCUUAGGAUUCAGAAGAGCCCAAGCCUCAAGCAGCACAACGUGACUAGUGGGAAAACACAGACUAGGAAGGCUGUUUGAGUUGUUUGAGAAGAAAAUAAAGUUAUAUACCUCCUGUUUCUUAGAUAUUGGUAAACCUUUUGUGUACACCAUCUGCUUUAUUUCUCAACAAUCUCAUGAAAUAGAGAGUAUGAUCUUCAUUUUGAAGGUGAUGAAACUGAAGCCAAGAGAAGCUAAGUGAUAAUAGAGCAAGGGAGCAAGGAUUUGAACCGAUGGGAGUUCAGUGUCACGGGUCCUUUUGACAUACUUUGCCAUCUUUUCCAGUAAGACCUGUCGAUUAAGCUAUCAAACUUAUGCUUAAUAGGCUUUAGUUCCUUGCCUUUGUGUAAUAAGCACAGUGCUUCAGAUCUUAAAAUGUAAUUGAAUUCUGAUGGUGAGUAACCAUUGCCUGUAGUGAGAAAGCAUGUGUGUGAAGCAAACAAAAAAUGAAAGUUGGAUCUCAUAAGAUACAUCUCCAUCCCGGUAUGCAGACCUUCUGAAAUGUUUUCAGAUGUCAACAUUUGUUUAUUUUACUCUACUGAGUUAUGUGAAACUUAGAAGAAUGAACUGAGAGUCCAAAGAUACCUGGGAGGAAAGAUACUAAAAAUACACAAUUAACUAAAAAUUGUCAUAAUUUGACACUCCCAGUUAGCUGAAAAUUGUGCUCAUUUGACAUCAUCUGAAAUGCCACAGUACAAUCCCAAUUUGUGUUAGUAGGCACAGACAAGAUUGUGUGUUCUAAGAUACAAAGCUAGUUUGUACCAUGAAACUUCCUGUAAUUAUGGGUGCAUUUACUUGCCCAUCUUUUGUUUGUAUAUAUACCACUUCACAGCAAACUAGAAGCAAGUUAUGACAUUUCAACCAGACGAUAGUGUUGAAUAUAGGAACAGUGUAAUUCUUCUUUGUGUGUGCUGUUUCUGCAGUAUUUGGAAUGGAUGGGAUUUUCUUUGUUUUUUUUUCUCUUAAAGACCUAAUUUUUAAAUUUGCUUGUUAUUUUGGUCAUGUUUCUUAAAACUGAUCCGGAUAUAGUGAACCAUGAGAAGAAAUUAAUGCCAAAUAUGUAGUCUUCUAGCUAGAACUUCUGGUGCUGGAUUUUGAUUCUUCAGUUGUCAUGCUCUGUUAACAUACUUUCAUUCUUUAACAUUGCUCUUUGUUCUGUGGGAAAUGCUACAAGAAAAUAGGAAUUUCCUCUCACCGUUAGCCCUCUGGCAGUGUAUUUCAGUCUAAUUCCCGGCUUGCACUCAGUCCUGGUUACUACCUCCUCUUCUUACUGGCAGUCUAAAUUCCACUCAUCUACGAAGAGGGGGGUUCCAGACCGACGAGGAAACAGCUUUCAGACGCUGCACUGCAGGCGUAUUAAGUUAUCCCCUCACUGUGCAGUCUGGAAAUCGGGGAGCAUUUCUCUGGCAGUGAAUUCUAAUGAGCUGCUAAAGAUGCCAGAGCCUGUGUGCGCACCCGGGCGUUUUCUUCUUUCCCCUCCCCCGCCUCUUCCUUUUCCCAAGCCCCCUCUUCUCCCUAUUUCUCCUCCUCCUCCUUUAUCCCCUCCCUCUGUGUCUCAGUUCUGCAGUAAGCGAGGCUGUGGCACAUUCCUGCUUUGCAAGGCUUUCUGCUAAGGAUGUUCUGUGGCUUUUGUUUGGAUUGCAGCAUGCAGAAUUACAGCUGUUCAGAGGAGACUCAUUACAACUCUUGCUGAAGUCCUAGCCUUCCUCCCUUCUCUUCUGCCCCUGCCCCCCACCCUCACUGGCUGAAGACCUUGUACCCAGAGUUUGCCUUACUCCCCUGGUGCUAUGUGUAUGGUAAACCUGGUACUAUGGCCACAUCUGGGACUGGCCAGACAACUGCUGCUGGUUCUCCCUAUUCCAAGGAGGAUUUAAAGGGGAAUUACACUGCAGGCAAUGCACCAGAGCGGCAGCAUCGCGAGCUUGGGGACUAAGGCUCCUCGGGCAUUAUUGCAGACACACAGAGCUGACCGCAAUGACAGCAGCUGCUCCUUUGAACUGUUGGCAGCAGCCAAGCGGCAGCAUGAAGUAAAAGAUCACUCCUGAGCUCAAGAUGAACUCUACCUUGGAUGGUAAUCAGAGCAGCCACUCUUUUUGCCUUUUGGCAUUUGGCUACUUGGAAACUGUCAAUUUUUGCCUUUUGGAAGUAUUGAUUAUUGUCUUUUUAACUGUGUUAAUUAUUUCUGGCAACAUCAUUGUGAUUUUUGUAUUUCACUGUGCACCUUUGUUGAACCACCAUACUACAAGUUACUUUAUCCAGACUAUGGCAUAUGCUGACCUCUUGGUUGGAGUAAGCUGCCUGGUCCCUUCUUUAUCACUCCUCCACCACCCGCUUCCAGUAGAGGAGUCCUUGACUUGCCAGGUAUUUGGUUUUGUAGUAUCAGUUCUGAAGAGUGUCUCCAUGGCCUCUCUGGCCUGUAUCAGCAUUGAUAGAUAUAUUGCUAUCACUAAACCUUUAACCUAUAAUACCCUGGUUACGCCCUGGAGACUACGUCUGUGUAUUUUCCUGAUUUGGCUAUAUUCCACCCUGGUCUUCCUGCCUUCCUUUUUCCACUGGGGCAAACCUGGAUAUCAUGGAGAUGUGUUUCAGUGGUGUGCAGAGUCCUGGCACACCGACCCCUACUUCACCCUGUUCAUCGUGAUGAUGUUGUAUGCCCCAGCAGCCCUCAUUGUGUGCUUCACCUAUUUCAACAUCUUCCGCAUCUGCCAACAGCACACAAAGGAAAUCAACGAAAGGCAAGCCCGCUUCAGCAGCCAGAGUGGGGAGACUGGGGAGGUGCAGGCUUGUUCUGAUAAGCGUUAUGCCAUGGUCCUAUUCCGAAUUACUAGUGUAUUUUACAUCCUCUGGUUGCCAUACAUCAUCUACUUCUUAUUGGAGAGCUCUACUGGCCACAGCAACCGCUUUGCAUCCUUCUUGACCACCUGGCUUGCUAUUAGUAAUAGUUUCUGCAACUGUGUCAUUUAUAGUCUUUCCAACAGUGUCUUCCAAAGAGGCCUAAAGCGCCUAUCAGGGGCCAUGUGUACUUCUUGUGCAAGUCAGAUGGUAGCUAAGGACCCUUACACAGUUCGGAGCAAAGGCCCUCUUAAUGGAUUUCAUGUCUGAAGUGGUUCAAAUAUUGGGUUGCUGUGUGUUUUGUGUGUGUGUGUUUCCUUUUUAUCUUUUUGUAUUUCUAGUUCUCCGGGAAAUAUGGGACAAAAUAAUUUAAUAAUUUGAUUCUAAGCAAUAGCUAACAAGUGAUCCAUCCAAAAUACCUUGUUAAGUUUGCAGAAAUGAUUUUUUUUUAAUGCUUUUGAAUUAGAAAAAUCAGGACCAUGAGGAUAAAUUGCUGUUCAUAAUGUCAUAGAAGUAACUGUAUUUCUCAGACUUAAAAAUGAAUAAAGCCAUAUCUAACACCUCUCCAGCUGGCAUGACUGAACCUGGUUGUGAAAAGCGUCAGCAUUUUUCAAAGUCUUUGUUUUCUUGUUGCUUUUUUGGGUUCUUUCUAGCUGUUUAGGCUUCAUGUACAAUUAAUUUAACAGGAAUAUUAAAAUACAGUGAUGAAUUAACUGUGUAGUAAUUCAGUGAUGAAUUCUUCAUGUAUGUCACAGUGUAACUAUGCUGCAGGUUUCCAUACUGCCAUUCAGAAAGCCGAAUGUUUUGUCUUAUUCUCUUGAGAAAAUUCUCAAUGCAGUGAAUAAUGUGAAAACUUAAACAUUAAUUUUAAAUUUGUUUGUUGAAUUGUGAAGCAAAAGUGCAGUCAAAUUAUAUAAUUUAUAUAAAAAACUAAGAUAUAUUUUGUGCCAUCCUUCACUGAGACCUAAAGAGAUGUAUGUACUAAAAGUGAUUGUGUUCUAGUAUUUUUGCCCAUGCCUUUGUAUAUGUGUGUGUUAAGAAUAUUUGAGUUAGAUUUUUCCUUUAUAGCCAAAUGCAUUUUAAUAACCUGAAAAAUAAUUAAAUGACAGGCUGAUGUCCUCCACUUUUAUAAUGGUGAAAACACAUUAAAAUGUAUCUUUAGUUUCUCUGCUCUUUUUAUCUAGAGACCUUUUGAAAUAUUAGAAUAUCAGGAAGAAAGUGUCCUAAGCAACUUGAGUCAGAAAAUACACUAUACAUUUAGCUAGUUCUUUUUUUUUUAAAUAGAAGGCAUUGAUUGAGGUGUUCUCUUUGUAGUUAAAUGGAAUCAUCUAAUCAAGUAGCGACUAAUUCUUUUUAAAAGCAUUCUUUCAGCUAGUGUUAAGAAAUCCAUAUUUAGUGUUAAGGGAUGAGAGAAGUUCUGAUUAAAUCUCCAUUGCUAUUCUCUUUCUGGGAAAAAAAACAAACAUCAUUGGGUUACAGUUCAUUUGCUCAAAUAGGCUUUUUUUUUUUUUUUUUUUCCAGUCAAAAUACUAACAAUAUCUAUAGAAUUAGUAAUUGAGAGUGCUGUGUAUUUGUAUGUAUAGUACUGUUUUGUUUCUCAAAGUGGUUAUGUUUAGAGCAAGAGGUUUAUUUUUCUAAAAGGAAAGAAGGAUUUCCCAGCAGCUCCAGGCAUAAAGUAUUUCCUCUGCUUUCUGCUGGUUUUAAUGUUUUGGAAGUCUUCAGGGAACUUACAUGAUCUCUGCCUUUGGCUAGAUGUUGUAAUAGGAAUGUGACAAUAGUGUGCAGUGAGAUGGAAGAUAGAAGAAAACGAAGGGAAACGGGUUAAAGUGGAUUUUUGAGUCCAGGAAAGGAUAUGGAUAUUUAUAAAACAGACAGAUAUGGUUUGGUUGUCCAUCAUUACGUUUAAAUGUUUAUGCUAAUACUUGUUCUCUUAAAAAUAAAAACGCUUAAGUAGAAUGAUUUUGAGGUUAAAUCAAAUCUCUAAAAUCUAACAGAUUUGAAAUAAAGGUAGCAUUCUUAUGAUGUUAGAUUUUAGAGAUUUGAUUUAACCUCAAAAUCAUUCUACUUAAGCGUUUUUAUUUUUAAGAGAACAAGUAUUAGCAUAAACAUUUAAACUUCAGAUUCUGAGUUCUUCCCAAAAGCUUGAAAAUUUGGUUCUGAAUUAUUUCAAAAUUUAGAACUCAUAUUGAAAUUGCGAGUUAUGUUAACAGUGGCUUUGUUAAGUUGCCAUUUGAAGUAGAAAACCUUUUCUGUUAGAUUCUGAAAAAUAGCUGUAUAUUAUUUCCCUUUAUUUAAGUGGCACAGAUUUUUUUUUUUUUAAUUUCCCUUUUUCAUGUAUAUAUUAAAGAAUGUAAACUGUUCAAAUUGGCACAGUUUGCUUGUCAGUUUUUAGUUCUACCAAUAUGGUAAUCAUAAAGAUUAAUUUGUAUAAAAAACUGAUGUCAAGUCUACUAGUCAGUUAGCAUCAGUUUUUACUUUUGGGAGGACUCAGCCCUUUUAAUUUUUUCUUGCAGUAGCGUUCUGUCUUAGAGAAACAGGUUUUUGGUAAAGAUUUUGUGGAAAUUUCAUGGAGAUGAGGAAAUCUGUUUAAUUUUCUGGAAAUGGCUAAUCACGCUGAUAUUUUAAUGACUGGAAAGGCAGCAGUUCUUUUAAUAAGAGCUUUUGUUAAUAGAUUUUUAUAUUUUUUCCCUAAUACCAAAUUUAGAUGUUGUCAGAGGUCCCCCCUCCCCCAGAUUAGAACCUCUAUCAAUGUCUCAGCCUAAAACUAAAGUAGAAAUUAAGUAGAUAUAGUAAUUUUAAAGAAAAACAAAGCACCACCACCACCCCCAACCCGCCAUGAGGCUUGCUUAAUAUCAGGUGUCUUUCCAGUUGGACCUUAUAAAGGCUAAGGUUUCUUCCAGGUAUCAAUUCUGUUCUCAUAUUCGUUAUCUAUACUGCUUUUAAAUUUUUGUUUUUUUGUGGUAUGUGCAUGCUGGGGAGAAGAGAUGUGUCUGGAUACAAUCAUACAGUCUUGGGGCAGUUUCUGUGUGAUACAUUUGCAGUUCAUAUGUAUUUAUAAGUAACCUUUUCAUCCUGGCCUAUUUAUUGCAACAUUUAAUGACAUUUUGUUUAAAUACCAGUUUUAACUGGUUGAGAAUGAUAAAAAGUAUUAGAGUCAGUCACCCUAGGCUUUGGCAAGACAGCCUAUUUAACUUUAUAUGGUAUAUGACUAAUACCGGAGGAAGUGUAAGCUUUUUGUGAUUGUGUUGAAAUUAUUUCAUAGGAAAUUUAAAAAUGAGACUAUACCAAUUGUAUCUGUAAUUAAUUGUGUUUUUAAUACAAUGAUUUCACUGAAAGUGUGUUUUUUGCUCUUAGAGUGGAAAAGCAAUUACAAAAGGACAAUUAUUCCACUUUAAUGAAAAAAUUGUCUUACAGCAGAAUGGCUAUUUGCAUUUUUCAUGGACCAGUUAAUUCUUACCCUAAAUCACAUUUUGAAAAGGAUUUUCUUUAAGGUUUAUUGCUGGCAAAAUACUUUUUUGAGCCUUUUAAAUGACUUUUCCUUUUUACUUGAAUAAUGGUCUCAGUAUUUUAAGGAUUGGGGAAACUUGAAUUUUUUUGUACUAUUAAAUGCAUUUACUCUUCACCUCUUUGAACUUGAAAAUGAAGCAACAGGGUUAUGAGUUCCCAGGUAGUAUAGUGAUUUCUGGGAGUUUCCUCAGCUUUUAAUCAAAAGGUUUGAUUAAAACAUCAGCUUUUGAUGAUGUUGUAGGAAUUUUACUGACUUUGUGUUUUUGUAUCAUAAAAGACUUGUGAAAUAAAUUAUUGACAAACCAGAAUUUAUUGCUGUAUGAGGAGAUUUGGGGAAGUUUAAGGAUGGGGAGAAUCAUGGAAUUAUGAAAAAAUUUUAAAAUUUUACGAAUGACUUUGUAAGUCAUUUGUGUUCAUUUUUGUGUACUUUUUCCAUUUCAGGUUAAAGUUUUAUAUUAAAUAUACAUAUUAUUAAUAUAUUUUGCAGACGGCAAGGAAUGUUGUAGACUAUAAAUGAGUCAUUUGGCUUUUCUUCAAAAUUUAGGUAGUAAGGGAAUCAUGAUAUGUAAAAUGAACUCUGAACAGAGAAUCUGUGAUUCUGUUACUAAUUGACAACAUUUUGUAAGGGCUUAGUUUCUUCUAUUUAUAAUAAUCCCUUCAUCCUUCACAGGGUUACUUUGAGGACUGAAUUAGAUAAUGGAUGUAAAAGAACUUUGUAAUAUGUAAAGUGCUUUGCAAAUAAAAAUGAAUACUAUUAUUUA
This is a messenger RNA of Bubalus bubalis (water buffalo), 9169 nucleotides long. RefSeq names its product G protein-coupled receptor 21 (gene GPR21). Gene Ontology annotation, cellular component: membrane. Gene Ontology annotation, biological process: G protein-coupled receptor signaling pathway. Bases 4122 to 5171 code for a protein of 349 amino acids. NCBI's taxonomy places the organism in Eukaryota, Metazoa, Chordata, Mammalia, Artiodactyla, Bovidae. The record is from RefSeq and is a predicted model, not a curated record. The transcript has 2 exons. Gene Ontology annotation, molecular function: G protein-coupled receptor activity.